GGAGGGAGGGAGUGUAGAGAUAACAGAUCAGAGGGAGGAAGGGAGAGGAGGGACUGUGAUUUCAGCAGCAGGCAGGCAAGCUGUAGCUCACCUCCACCAGUGAUACGGACACAACACCCCGGCCUUGACUCUGGAAUAUUUCUCACACUAUCGGCUAGUUGUAUGAAUGAACGUCUCUGUUAUCUGGGACCAUGGUCGGACUCUCAGCCACUGCUGUAGAGGUAUGUGUAGGAGUGCAGCAGACUCUGCAAAUCCUAUUAAGGAGGAAAGAUUCAGCUGAGAAUUGCUUGAGACAAAAAGAAAAAGUCUACGCUUGCAUCUCUAUUCAUGGGCUUCACUUUGCAGAGUCUUACACUAUCAACAAGCAAUGGAGCAGUUAGUGAGUGAGCUGAGCGCACUCCUGAAGUUGCUGGAUCAGGAGACUCUGAGCUCAUCAACGCAGGAGAAGAAGACUUCAGUGUGGAACCUCCUGCAGCAGAUACAACCAUCAGUUUCGGGAACAGACUAUAUCUAUGUGAACUCAGCAGUGUACAGGAAUGGCACCAGCUUUGUGGAGUCACUCUUUGACAAGUUUGACUGUGAACUUGGAGACCUAAAGGAUGUUACGGACGAUUUGAAGCUAGAAAAAGACGCACAAAGCGAGACUUUGAAACAGGACUGUGGAGACUCCUCAGCUGUGCAUUCAGCCGGCUCUCCUCCCCCUCUGCCCACAACACCUCCUCCUGAGGAUUAUUAUGAGGAGGCAGUGCCACUCAGUCCAGGCAAGAUGCCUGAAUACAUCAUAGCUAGAGUUAGACCUAGCCCUCCCACUUCUGUAGAGGAUGGAUAUGAAGAUGCAGACAACAACUACCCAACUACUCGCAUCAUCUCCCAUCGUAAAAACUCCUAUAAUGAUUCUGAUGCUUUGAGUAGCUCUUAUGAGUCAUAUGAGGAAGACGAGGAAGAGAGGAGUCCCGGUGUGCAGCUGACACAUCAGUGGCCCUCAGAUGAGAGCUCCAUGCCCCCAACCAGGGACUGUCGGAUCUGUGCCUUCCUGCUACGCAAGAAACGCUUCGGCCAGUGGGCCAAACAGCUCACGGUUAUACGAGAGAAUCGAUUACAAUGUUAUAAGAGUUCCAAGGAUACGUGUCCCUACGUGGACAUGCUGCUGCCCCAAUGCACUGUGGUCUACGCCCCCAAGGACAGUAAACGGAAGAACCAUGAACUCCGGUUCACCUUACCCAAUGGAGAUGCUCUGGUUCUGGCCGUGCAGAGCAAAGAGCAAGCGGAACGAUGGCUCGGGGUUAUCAGAGAGGUGAAGGGCCAAUGCACUGGGUCGGAGGUAUCCGCGUCCCACGUCAUUCUGAGGAAAACCGAACUUGACAAGAGGUUAUCUGCAGAAAGGAACAAUUCAGAUUCAGAUGUUGGAGUAUCAACGGGGGAGAACUUCCGAGAAAAUACAGGUAAGGUGAAGCGUGGUGCCUUAGCUGCAGGUCGAAAGAUCACACGCAUCAUCAGCUUCUCAAAGAAGAAGACUUCUCGAACAGCCUACACCGACCCUCGACAAGGUUAUCUGUCAGUGCUCAUCAACCAAGAGUGGCAGGAGCACUGGUGCUGUGUGUGCAGAGGCUUCCUGCAUUUCUACCAUGACAGAGGCGACCAUCAGACCUCCUUGCCUUCCCUCCCACUGCAUGGCUGUGAAGUGGUGCCAGGCCUGGGACCCAUGCAUCCCAUUGCCUUCCGGAUCUUACGAGCAAGCACCACUGUGGCUGCUCUGGAGGCAGCCAACUCUGAGGACCUUGGCAGAUGGCUCGGGGUUCUCUUGGCAGAAACCGGCUCCACAACAGAUCCCGAGUCUCUGCAUUACGACUGCGUGGACGUGGAGACCAUUGCUAAUAUUCGCAAUGCUGCUCGCCAUUCCUUCCUAUGGGUCACAUCCUCCGGAAGUAAUACAGACUUCAGAACAUAUGACGAGGUCCCAAAUGAGGAUGUUCAGCAGUCUAUCGAGAGCUGCCGGCAGCAGUGGAGGAAUCAAGGCAAGUGGCAAUCCAGUUUGUCCAGCAGGGAUUCUGAAAAAAACAAAUUGUUCAACUCCCUCGAACGAACAGGUUCAAAUUCUAACAACCAGUAUGGAAGGUAUGGGAAAACACGAGCGGAGGAGGAUGCUAAGCGGUACCUGAAAGCGAAAGAAGAGCUGGAAAAAGAGAAGGAGGGAAUUCGGCAUAACCUCUCAAACCUCCGACAGGAGAAACGAGAGCUAAAGGAACAGCUGCAAACAACUUCUGAGAAGAGAUGUGUCCUCUUGAAGCAGCGCGUGUCCCAGCUGGAAGAAGCUUGUCGGGCUAAAGAAGGAGCGCAAGUGGACCUGGAACUGCGACUGUCCCAAGUCAAAGAAAACCUCAAGAAAAGCCUGGCAGGUGGAGUUCUUGGUGCCCCUGUGGAAAUUGUCCCUCCCGUCAAGGGGUCCAGAAAGAAGACACAUAAUAUCUACAGUGACACCUUACCAGUAAACUGUGCUGCGGAGAUGCGCAAGAGACCGCCCUCUGUGUAUGCUUCAUCGUCAGGAACUGUCAUGCAGAAGGCAAAGGAAUGGGAAUCAAAGAAAGGAAAUUAAAGGCAGAACCUUUAGAAGUACUUGCAGUAAAUGGAACUGAUUACAGGAUGUAACCGUUGCAACCUGCCAACCUGCUGAGGAGAACUUCUCACCAGCAUUCAGAAGCACAGAUGCCCAACGAGUCGUUGCAAUGAAAGAAAUAGCCACUAGAUGGAGGUACGUCCUCUAUAAUGCUCUUGACCAACUUCGGCGCCUGAAAGGACUUGACGAUUCAGAAAUCCAAAGACUGUCUUUCAAAUUUUCAGCUUUAAAAAUGUAGAACUUAAUGUGGAAAGCACUAAUGAGAUAAUUAGAGUUUUGGAAUGUCGUAAAGCGUAGUCCAAUGUAAAUAGAAGUUUAUAUUGGCUCAGGUGGUUGUGGUUUAAUAUGAGGAAAGGCUUGUGAAUGUGAUGUGGACUGAUAAAAUGAUUGGAAGUAGAUCAAGUCACAAUGUGCCUUUUCAUCAAUGUUAUGUUUUUUUUUUUUUUUUACGGUGACUGUUUCGUGUGUUUCGAUCUUUGUGUAUAGUUCUUUUGUUUGUGUUUUCGUAAGGCUUCGGACAGAGGCGUAGCCAAGCCGGGGCGAGCCGGGGCGGCUCCCUGCGCCCCGGUUGAAAAAAAUCUAGCUUUUUCGAUUCUUCAUUUUCAUGACGUUUUUUUCUUUCGGUCUUGCGCGAAUGUGCUUGCGCUAUUCUACGUGCGCGAUGUUAUCCAUUCACCGUUUGCCUCCCGGACCCGGAUGUUGUUUUAGCGAUCAGCGAACGGCGUGGGUGAUGUUAGAUUUUUUUUUCAUGUGGGCGUGCGCCCCUACUGGAAAAAUUCCUGGCUACGCCUCUGGCUUCGGAUAGCGGAAUCAUGCCAUCUUUAAAAGGACACACUUCACUAGAUGUGCUCUUAGUUUAGCUUCUAAAUACAUCCUACAUAAUUUUAGAUUCAGCUUAGGCCAUAGAUGAGCCAUGCAUCAAGAGUUUGGAUGCAGAAAUGUAACUCACUCCUGUCAAAGUAGGGAAGUCUUACCUUUUUCAUUUACCUACAAAACCUGUGUUGAAUUUUGCACUUUAAGAUUGACCUGGGUGCGGACAGAACCUCAAAGUCAUUAAAUUGAUUCAUGCCAUUUAUAGCCAUGACGUUUAUUUUAAAAAGAUUACGAUGCUGAUCUCAUUCAAAAAGAUACCCAAUCAUUGAAUGCGUUUUUCUUUCUUCAAGCAGUGUUGUCUUUCUACCUUUUUUUUUUAUUUUCAGAUCCCUGCCUGCAUAUGCAACGUCAUUAAAAAAAGUUUUAAUGA
Syngnathus typhle (broad-nosed pipefish) is the source of this 3857-nucleotide messenger RNA. RefSeq names its product actin filament associated protein 1-like 1a (gene afap1l1a). Gene Ontology annotation, molecular function: SH3 domain binding. The record is from RefSeq and is a predicted model, not a curated record. Bases 368 to 2593 code for a protein of 741 amino acids. The transcript is spliced from 21 exons. NCBI's taxonomy places the organism in Eukaryota, Metazoa, Chordata, Actinopteri, Syngnathiformes, Syngnathidae. Gene Ontology annotation, cellular component: cytosol.